This is a messenger RNA of Nematocida major, 1128 nucleotides long. RefSeq names its product tyrosyl-tRNA synthetase. The transcript has a single exon. The record is from RefSeq and is a predicted model, not a curated record. Lineage: Eukaryota; Fungi; Microsporidia. The coding region runs from base 1 to 1128 and encodes 375 amino acids. Gene Ontology annotation, molecular function: tyrosine-tRNA ligase activity; ATP binding. Gene Ontology annotation, biological process: tyrosyl-tRNA aminoacylation.
AUGCUUGCACUGGAACAAAAGCACAGGCUUAUAACAAGAGGGCUGGAGGAGAUUCUGGGCAAGGAAAAGCUUUUGCAAGUUCUCAAAGAGCGCGACCUCAGGGUGUACUGGGGAACUGCUCCAACAGGCAAGCCGCACAUUGGGUACUUUAUUCCUAUUGCAAAAAUUGCCGACUUUCUGCGGGCUGGCUGCGAGGUCACGGUUCUGAUUGCCGACCUGCACGCAGCGCUGGACAACCUCAAGGCGCCGCUCGAGCUUAUUGAGAAGCGCUCUGCCUACUACGAAGUUGUCAUCAAGGCCAUGCUCGUCAGCGCGGGGGCGCCAAUUGAAAAAAUACGGUUUGUGCGCGGCACCGACUACCAGUACACUCGAGAGUACGUCCUGGACAUGCACCGGCUGUCCACCAUGGUGUCUGUGAACGACGCCCGGCGCGCAGGGGCAGAGGUUGUGAAGCAAACGGACAACCCCAUACUGAGCGGGCUGGUGUAUCCGGGGAUGCAGGCGCUGGACGAAGAGCAUCUUAAGGUGGACGCCCAGUUUGGCGGCAUUGACCAGAGAAAGAUAUUUAUAUACGCAGAAGAGAUCAUGCCCAAGCUUGGGUACGAAAAGCGGGUGCACUUGAUGAACGGAAUGGUUCCAAGCCUUUCCGAGGGGAAAAUGAGCAGCAGCGACGCGCAGUCCAAAAUAGGCCUGGAGGACUCCAAUGCGCAAAUCCGGAAAAAAGUUCUUGCGUCCUUUUGCGAGGAGCGGAACGUUGACAGGAACCCUGUGCUGGCCUUCAUAGAAAGGUUUGUGUUCAACACGUUCCACUCGGAGGAAAACACAUGUGCAUUCCCCGUGAGCAUCCAGAAGCUUUCCGAAGUGCGCACAUACAACCACAUAGAGCCGCUUUCUGCAGACUUCAAGGAGGGGGUUGUGCACCCGCUAGACCUAAAAAUGGCGCUUGUCCAGCACCUGGUGGAGCUGGUGGCUCCUGUGCGAGAGCAAAUACUCCGCCACAAAGACUUGGCAGAAAGCGCGUACCCUGCGCCGGUCAAGCAGAAAGUGGAGAAGCACAAAAAGAAGGGUGAAAAGAGCCGGGCCAAUGCAGCACCAGGAAGUACGCAACAAGACAGCAUGGCGAAAUAG